CACCUUUUUAUCCAAUACAUAUCUUCGGCAGAACUUAGACGGACUUGUUUGUUUUGUUUUUGUACUUCAACAUCAUAAUGGCUGGGGUAGACACUCUGGAGCAGCUGCACUCUAAAGAGCAAGAAUCACUCCUCGAUGCCAUCGAUCAACUUCGUUCUUAUGGAGUCAGCCAUCAUGAUAUUAGCCUGCCCCAGGUAAUUGUCUGUGGAGAUCAAUCCACAGGAAAGAGCUCGGUUUUGGAAGGUCUCACGCGUCUCCGAUUCCCUACGAAAGAUGCGCAGUGUACAGCUUUCGCUACUGAACUUAUCCUCCGGAGAACCUCGGGCCCAACUAUCGCAAUCCUUUGCAGCAUCAUCCCCUCUAAUAACAGGACACAAGCCCAGAAGCAGCAGCUUGAGAAAUUCCAACGGUCGUUCUCGUCACGCGAGGAGUUUUCAUUUCCCUCCCUCCUAGAGGAAGCAAAAGCAUGCAUGAAGAUUGAAGCCACAGCUGGAGCGGACAGAUUUUCGGAAGACAUAUUGCGUAUUCGAUAUACCGGCCCAGAUCUUCCAUCUUUAACCAUUGUCGAUUUACCAGGAUUAAUCCAUUUUCAGGUCCAGCGACAAAGCGACGAGGAUGCCAUACUAGUUCAGACCUUAGUCCGAAAAUACAUGCGCAACGAGAAGUCCAUUAUCCUAGCCGUGGUUUCUGCUCGCAACGACGCCGAUAACCAAGUCGUCCUGAAGUAUGUUCGUAAUGAGUUUGAUCCUCUUGGAACCCGCACUUUAGGCAUCAUCACCAAACCAGACACCUUAGACUCUGGAUCAGAGACUGAGCAGAAAUUUAUCGAAAUGGCUCAGAACAAGGUGGUCAAGUUUGAGUUGGGCUGGCAUGUUGUCAAGAACAGAAGCUUCACUGAGCGUGAACAGCCUGAUGCUGAGCGCGACGAAUCAGAAAGGCGAUUCUUCGCCACGGGAGUCUGGAGGUCUGUUUCUCGAUCGGACGUUGGCAUCGAUGCCCUGAGGACAAAAUUAUCGAAAAUCCUUCUUCACCAAAUCCGGGUAGAACUUCCUUCUCUCGUCGCGGCUAUUGAAAACGCUAUUAAGGCCACCGAGACCAGAUUACAGAAUUUGGGCAGCUCUCGGGAGACUUCAGAUCAGCAGCGUACUUACUUAACAAAGAAGGCCGAAAUUUUCCAGACCUUGACAGAACAUGCGCUCCGAGGAGUUCCUAGUCAUCCAUUCUUUGAUGGUCAGGAGGCAAAGAAGUUGCGUACAGAGAUUCAGAACCUCAACAUUGCCUUCGCGCAUAUCAUGUACCAGAAGGGACACCGUUGGACUGUCGCGGAUGACCAGCAAACACAAAACCCUUCCAGCCCUUUCGCGUCAAGCAAAGUUGAGGAAUAUGAUGCGGAAGUGGACGAUCCGGAGACAAUCCCCAGGGCAGAGUUUCUGGAGAGUUACAUUGGGCUUGCAGUUCAGCAAAAUCGGCAACCAGGUCUUCUGUCACUCGUCAACCCAUUUGUCGUGUGCGUGAUCUUCCGUCAGCAGUCCCAUCGGUGGCGAGAUAUAGCCAAGCUCCACAUUAAUCGGGUAGUCCAGGCAGUAAGAGAAUAUGUUGAGCUCAGCUUGAUGUAUCAGAUGGACUCACGAACAUACAACAUGCUAUUCUUAGAGCACAUAGGGCCUGAGUUAGAGAAGAAGAGAGCGGCGCUUGAGAAGAAACUAGACGAGCUACUAUUACCAUACGAGGCAAGGGACCCCACGAUGUACGAUCCGAGCUUUGGGGCCGAACUCGACUAUAUUCGCGCUCGCAGAUCCUACGAAUCAAAGACAGGCGCCGCUGAGGGAGGCCAUAGUAGAGCGAAGCAGCAGUUGCUGAUGCAGUCUAUCGACGACUUUACUAAUUCUGAGAUUUUAGACCUCAUGCAAACGUAUUAUAAGAGAGCUAUAACAGUUUUCAUCAACAACGUCGCAAUGCUAGCUAUUGAAAAUUGUCUCGUUGCUGACCUCGCGUCCAUCUUUAUUCCGUCUGUAGUAUCCGCCAUGAACGAAGAGCAACUCCGUACCAUUGGCUCAGAGUCCGAAGAGAUUUGUACAGAGCGCAAUGCACUGAAAGAGACGCUGGAUGCUCUGCAGUCUGGAAAACGGGUGCUAGAUCUUCAAGUUUGCAAUGCCGGAAUUGUCUUAAGGCAUGGGUUAGGGCCAAGAAAAUGUUUGGUAGGCGCAGGAUACCCAGUCAGGAUACAAGUCUCGAGGCCGCAGACCCCAGCGUCCCAAAUGGGAUAUAGUGGAGAAGACGAUGAUCCAAUCGAGCGAAUGUCCUCUAGUUUCAACAGCCUCAAGGUGUCCCCACCCAGCGGCGCUUCUAAACCCCGGCCUUCUUCGGCGUCGAAGACUCGAAGUCGAACUUCGUCAGUAACGCCGGCAAAGAAUGCUACAACUCAGCCAACCGUGAAUGAAGGUUUCAGUCGCUCUGAAGUGGAUCCUGCUCAGGAAUCGGAUACGGAAGAUGAUGUGUCGACAUUUUGGCCGUUGGGAAAACGGCUUCCGCCUCAGGCCGAAGCUACGAGAGCUUAAUACUUCUCUAUUAAAGAGCCAGCAACAGCUUGAUGAUCGACAGCGAACAGGGCAACUCCUACAGGUUUAAGGCCACAACCUGUCAAUAAUUUUAUCAUCGCACAAGUGAAGCCACCUUUCAGCAAAACCUUUUCAUUAAAAAAAUAUAU
Lindgomyces ingoldianus is the source of this 2707-nucleotide messenger RNA. Its product is annotated as P-loop containing nucleoside triphosphate hydrolase protein. Gene Ontology annotation, molecular function: GTPase activity; microtubule binding; GTP binding. The record is from RefSeq and is a predicted model, not a curated record. The coding region runs from base 78 to 2558 and encodes 826 amino acids. The transcript has 5 exons. Gene Ontology annotation, cellular component: microtubule; membrane; cytoplasm. Lineage: Eukaryota; Fungi; Ascomycota; Dothideomycetes; Pleosporales; Lindgomycetaceae.